AUGCCUAGAACUACAAUGAAUUCGCAAAACGCUAAUAAUUCUACAACAAAACAAAAUGUUAGUACUCCUGUUAGAGCUACAACGUCCACUGCGUCUACAGUAUCCACAGCCAGUACUGUUCAACAAAAUCCUUUACCCACACACAAUCCUUUGCCUAAUGAGACAAAUUUUUCUGAAGCAAACCGUGAAAUGAAUCCUCAAAUGAUUAGUUUAACAGAACGUCAGUUUUCUAUCCUAAUGGGAAGUUUUAAUCCUAGACAGGAAAACAAGUCGACCUUUAGCUCCUGUAGUGCUAGAUUCAAUGGUGGUCGUAGUGCCACAAAAGUGGAAGAUUUUAUCGCCACUGUCCAUGUUUUCAAAGAAGCUGAGAAUGUGUCCGACACGUUUGCUCUUCUCAGUCUUCCUCUACUACUCGAAGGCUAUGCCUCAACCUGGUGGCAGGGUGUAAAACACGAAGCCAAAACUUUUGAUGAAGCUAUUACGCUUUUAAGAAAUGCAUUUUCCCCUCCAAAACCUGACUGGAGAAUUUUCUCUGAAAUAUUUCAGGAUAAACAAAAACCAAAUGAACCAACUGAUAGUUUUGUCUGCAGAAUAAGACGAUUGUUUGCCCAACUUAAGGAAAGAAUUUCAGAAAAAACAAUAAUAAAUAUGAUAUUUUCCCAAAUUGCUGUUCAAGUCAGAGAAAAAAUCAAUGGAGAUUGUGUUGAAACUUUCCAAGAUUUACUAAACAAAGCUCGUGACAUCGAAUUAACCCUUCUAGAAAAUAGUGAACCCAUACGAAAAAAUAUAGAGCCUAAAGAAAAAUCCAACGCCCGAUGCACAUUUUGUAGGAAUAGAAAUCAUUCCGCAGAUGUUUGCUACAAACGAAUUGAGCAGGAAAGAAAAGGCAAACAAGAAGAAGUUAAAUUGAGUUGUUAUGGUUGCGGUGCUACUGGGUACUAUAGGUCAAAUUGUCCCACAUGCAACAAUAAAACUGCUAGUAAUAUGGAAAGUCCUAAAGAACUUGAUUUUAAUAGUAUCCACACCACAAUAGUCGGCAGAAAUGUCCCAACAGUAAACAUAAAUGUAAAUGGUUUGAAUGGUGAAGCCUAUAUGGACACAGCCGCAAGAACAAGUGUAGCAGGACAUUAUCUUUUUCGAAAAUUGAAAGAAAAAGGAGUAGUUUUUCAAAAAGUACAAGCGGAAAUAACGUUAGCCGACGGAAGUAUAAGUAAAGAUACGGUGUUAUCAACAAUAGUAAACAUAACUAUUGGAAAACGUUUAAAACGUAUACGAUUUAUAUGCUUACCGAAUGCCAAAGAUAACAGAACUCUAGAAAAUUACGAAACACCAAAAGUUUCUGAUUUAUUUCCUCCCUUGAAAAAAAUAAAACUAAAUGACGAAUCACCAACAAAUUACUGUUUUGAAUUAAAUUCAAUUGAUAUAAAUUUAAGAAUUGAUGAAGCGCCAAACUUAAACAAAAUGCAAAAAGAAAAUCUUGAAAAACUUAUAAAAGAACAAAAAGAAAUUUUCGAAAGUAUUACCAACCCAAUACAGAGUGUUGUUCACACAAUCAACACAGGAGAUCACGAGCCAAUUGCUAAUGCUCCGUACCGUCUUUCGCCCGCGAUGAAACAAAAACUUCGCAAUGAGCUUGAUGACAUGCUACAGCAAAAUGUUAUUGAAGAAACUGAAUCUCCAUGGGCCUUCCCAGUGGUUCUUAUACCCAAAAAGGAUGGAAAUAUAAGACUUUGUGUAGACUACAGACGUCUCAAUGCAAUAACAGUGACGGAUACUUACCCACUACCAAGGAUCGACGAUGUAUUGCACGCAGCUAAAACUACACCUUUUAUGACCACUCUAGAUCUAAAAUCAGGCUAUUGGUAA
This is a messenger RNA of Calliphora vicina (urban bluebottle blowfly), 1866 nucleotides long. RefSeq lists its product as uncharacterized. The record is from RefSeq and is a predicted model, not a curated record. Lineage: Eukaryota; Metazoa; Arthropoda; Insecta; Diptera; Calliphoridae. Gene Ontology annotation, molecular function: zinc ion binding; nucleic acid binding. The transcript has 2 exons. Bases 1 to 1866 code for a protein of 621 amino acids.